AUGAGCCAAAAGGAGCCGAAGCCAGCAGGAGACAAGAAGAUGAAAGAGAAGGUAAAGGUGAAGAAAGAGGCCGAGAAAAAGAACAAAUCCACAUCAGUCAAAAUUAAAGCCACGCCCCCAGCCAAGCCUCUGCCAUACCUGAAUCGAGUAGUGGGGAAGGGGAAGUUCGAGAAGGUGGGGAAGACACUGUCGGUCCCUGCAGGGGACAAACUGGAGCUGAGGUGUAAAGGCAGUCGUGUGCAGUGGGACGUCCCAUUUUACCUGCAGGAGGACGAUGAAGGACGACUCAGGACGCUGCAGUAUGAUCGAUACGGCGUGCUGAUUUUAGUCAAUUCUUCAGGAGUCGAUACAGGAGAGUACACCUGCUACCCGCUGUACUGCGAGGACUCAGACUGCAGGAAAGAGUACGAUAAAGCCCUCAAAGUCUUCAUCUUCUUCCCUGACCCUCAGGAGCUCUUCGUGCCAUCAUCAGAUUAUUACAAGGUUAUCCAUCUCAGAAGUAACUGGCCCACAGUGUUACCGUGUCAGGUCACAAACCUGCAGGCCAAAGUCACCCUGCACCGUGAGUUCCCGCCCGUGGAGGUGAAGGUGGACGGAUCUGAGAUCUCAUAUGAUGUGACACGUGGUUUCACCAUCCACAGACCCAAAGCGUAUCAUGCCGGUUCUCUGUACUGUGUGGCCAGUGUGGGGACCCUGCGACAGAGCUCCAUCAAGUACAUGCUCAUCUACGUCCACUACCCGGCUACUCCUCCUGUCCCUGUGAUCCAGGCCUCAGCUUCCUCAGUGGCUCUGGGUGUGAACCUGCAGCUCUCCUGCACAGUGGUGGGAGAACAGGGCGUGGUGGUGGACUUCACGUGGGAGUAUCCUGGACAGAAGAUCGGCCGGCCACUCUACACGCAGGAGACUGUGCAGACGGUGCAGGUGGACGGACUCAGCCGGCAGCGCUCUCAGUCAGUCCUGCAAGUGGAUGAAGUGCGGGAGGUAGAUGAGGGAACCUACGCCUGCACUGCUCAGAACCUGCAGGGGUCUCGCUCCGUCUCCACCAAUGUCAGCGUGCAGAGGAAACGCAAGCCCACCAAACCACACACAACCUGA
Neoarius graeffei (lesser salmon catfish) is the source of this 1095-nucleotide messenger RNA. RefSeq names its product platelet-derived growth factor receptor-like protein. Bases 1 to 1095 code for a protein of 364 amino acids. The transcript is spliced from 5 exons. The record is from RefSeq and is a predicted model, not a curated record. Lineage: Eukaryota; Metazoa; Chordata; Actinopteri; Siluriformes; Ariidae.